Messenger RNA from Morone saxatilis (striped sea-bass), 3202 nucleotides. RefSeq names its product galactosylgalactosylxylosylprotein 3-beta-glucuronosyltransferase 1. The record is from RefSeq and is a predicted model, not a curated record. Gene Ontology annotation, biological process: carbohydrate metabolic process; chondroitin sulfate proteoglycan biosynthetic process. NCBI's taxonomy places the organism in Eukaryota, Metazoa, Chordata, Actinopteri, Moronidae. Gene Ontology annotation, molecular function: galactosylgalactosylxylosylprotein 3-beta-glucuronosyltransferase activity. The coding region runs from base 713 to 1720 and encodes 335 amino acids. The transcript has 6 exons. Gene Ontology annotation, cellular component: Golgi membrane.
UUAAAUAUAAAUAGUGCAAAAGGCCUGUAGCUGAAAGUGCUCCUGAGCUGCCUCAGCUCAGUGUAGAGAGGAUGAGAGGGGUUGUCCAUGAGGGGAACAUAAACACUCAUGUACAUUGUGAGAUUUGUCUACUAUCCGCAUUUCCUUUUCAUCAACGUAAAAGCUCUGAUGGAAUAAAUAGCAGCUGAACCAGGUAAAAACUGGCUGUAAAUUGCCUGAAACACGAAUGACCUUUGGAAAUGAGUCAUACCAAAAGCACACAAAUGAUGCAGAUGAAACUGUUGUUUAUGCUUCCACAUUGAAUAUAAAACAUUUGCUCUACAUAUUCUGCAUGUCCACAGGGACCCAAUCAUAGAAUGAUUAGUGUUCACACUUUGGGCUAUUCUAAGUAGCCUCAAUCAAAGACAUAAGCAUGUCGAGCAACAGGGAGGUCACAUGACCAUGAGGACACAUUUAACAGAUUUUAUUAACACAAAAUGUUAUUACAUAUCUGCUUAGCUAUCCUGAGAUACAUGACAGGCUGUCAAAACAAACUCUAAUCCUGCGUGUGUUUUCUCUCUGCAGGGAUAAUCAACUUGACUGAAACAUUGAUAAACACACUUUCCUUUUCUCCAGGCCUCUUUGUACAGAGCCUCCAGUAUCAGUUCUUGAAGCAACCAUGUGUGUUGGCUAUAAACAUAGGUAGGGACAUGACUCAGGUCUGACCCUGGAGAUGCCGAAAAGACGAGACAUCGUUGCCAUUGUGUUGAUCGUGUUGCCUUGGACACUGCUCAUCACUGUCUGGCACCAGAGCACCAUCACUCCUCUGCUCGCUACUCGAAAGGAUGACAGACGUGAUGGUCGCUCCAACUCCAGAAACACUUUUGCUUUCAAGGAGUCCUGCUCACUUCAGAACCGGGACAUCGUGGAGGUGGUGCGCACUGAGUAUGUCUACAGCCGGCCUCCGCCCUGGUCUGACAUCCUGCCCACCAUCCACGUCAUCACUCCCACCUACAGCCGGCCGGUGCAGAAGGCAGAGCUGACGCGUCUGGCCAACACCUUGCUGCACGUGGCCAACCUGCACUGGAUCCUGGUGGAGGACUCCCAGAGGAGGACCACUCUGGUCAGCCGCCUCCUCCUGGAGACAGGACUCAACUACACUCACCUCAAUGUGGAGACGCCUAGGAACUAUAAGGUACGGGGGGAUACUAGGGACCCCCGAAUACCUCGGGGUACUAUACAGCGGAACCUGGCCCUGAGGUGGCUUCGGGAAACCUUCAGUGUAAACAGCAGUCAGCCUGGGAUUGUCUACUUUGCAGAUGAUGACAACACGUAUAGUCUGGAGCUGUUUGAGGAGAUGCGUUCCACCAAAAAGGUGUCAGUGUGGCCCGUGGCCUUUGUGGGUGGCCUACGGUACGAGUCCCCUAAAGUAAACACCUUGGGCAAGGUGUACGGCUGGAAGACUGUAUUCGACCCACACCGGCCCUUUGCCAUCGACAUGGCUGGGUUUGCAGUGAACCUACGCCUCAUUCUGUCUAAACCUCAGGCUUAUUUCAAGUUGCGUGGGGUGAAGGGAGGUUACCAGGAGAGCAGUUUAUUAAAGGAGCUGGUCACUCUCAGUGACUUGGAGCCUAAAGCUGCUAACUGCACUAAGGUAUUAGUAUGGCACACACGGACUGAGAAGCCUGUGCUAGUAAAUGAGGGCAAGAAAGGAUUUACAGACUCUAAUGUUGAGAUAUGACAUACUUCAUCUGACACAGGGGAGGCAGUUCUCCAUGGGAUUCUAUCUGGAUUCAAACCAACCUCAGAGCUCCUUGAAGCAAUAGCCACGGUCAAAAACAUUCACACAGCACAGUAGCUGUACUUCACCACAGCUUAGAAAUGGAGGCACAGCUGUCCAAAUCGAGAGGCAGCACAGGCCAUGUGCGUGAACCGACCAGAGUAUCAAAGCACAACUGCACAAAAACAAACAGGCCUGUUCUGCUCGGAGCACAGGCUGAUGCGAGACGCUGGUAGGAUUCGCCAAAAGGAGUUUGUCCACUGAGGUCUCCAAGGGGAGUUGAGACAAAGGAUGUUACGCGAAACUUAAACUGCAGGAAGAGAUGGCACAGCAAGCAAUAAAGAGCCCUCUGAGCGCAGACAACACCAGCCAACCAUCCAAUUAGCAUUAAAUUGGGCCCUUUUGUUCUGAAGCGAGCUGGCUGUCCGGCACAGGGCUGCACAGAGGAAUAAAAGGGGUCCUUGUCUGAAGUGAGUCAGCACUGACUGACAGACUGCACUGAGGGGAUCUGAGCCCUCCCCACUUGUACUGUACAACACUGAGCUAUUUAGAUAGCACCCUGAACCCAGCACUAAUUAGGAGUCCUGUUACUCCUCAACACACAUUCACACAUGCUCAACUGUCACACUGCGCAUGAGGAGCACACAGACACACAUGCACUCAAAAACACAGAGCAAUGAUUUAUUACAGUGUAACAGCAACGUCCUCUCUCGCAGUCAUUUACUCUAAGCUCUUGUUUAUUCCUGAUAUGCUGUAACAAUACUGAGGUAUACUCAUAUUUAAGAGAAGAUUCAGUAUUCCCAGGGGCUUGUCCACUUCACAGGCUUCUUCAUAAGCUAAUUACGAUCCCACCGAGUAAACUGGCAGUUUCUCAGCAGAAUUAUUUAUUGUUUCAGACUAACUGGUACCAUUCACUUGUUAGUCGUAAGCUUUGCUUGUGAGAGUCAAUGGGAUAUGAGGCCAUUACUCUCAAAAUUGGAUGUGCAUCCUUUCAAAUGGCUGUAUUACACAAUCUAAUUAUUCCCACCAUGGAUGGCUGGCUUGCAAGUGGUGAUUUCAUACCCCAUUGACCUGCAGUGGCACUGCUUACAAAUGCUAAUGUUUCUCAGACUCUGUGAAUGUUCAAAGUUUGGUCUGUUAUCAGUGUGACAGGCAUCUGAAGCCUUUAAGAUAAGUGUCUGAUGUUGAUACAAUGCGGCUUGUGUUUCCUUUGAAUCAGCCCUGCCUCCGCUCAGAUUGUCCCAUAAGCCUGUUUUUUGUUCUGUUGUACAGGCUAAGAUGUGUCCAUUUAAGUAACAGCAUUCUGCAGAAUAUUCUCACAAGCAAUACAAACCUAACAACAAUUUGAAAUAUAACUGCCACAAACAAAAAUGAUUACUGUUUAACUGAGACUCCAUGGGUAAGAGGACAUGUUUGGUAAUUCUGCUGUAAUGUGUAAAGAAU